GAAAAGGGAAACCACAGCGGAGACCCUGGUUCAUGUGUAGGGCUGUUCGACGCGCAGGUCGUGCCCGCAGCGGUUCGCAAGGAUGGAAAAUACACGCAAGAUGCCCCGAAGAUCCCCCUUGCUCGGCUUGCUUGUGGUGGCGUCUGUUUUACUUGUCGUGGACAGCAAGAGAGCCAAGCAGCCUCGCUGUCCCUCAGCAUGUAUAUGUACCAAAGAUAACGCGUUGUGCGAAAGCGCAGGACUGAUCCCUCGCAGUUUCCCCUUCGAUGUCAUAUCACUAUCAUUCGUCAAGUCCGAAUUCACUGAAAUCCCGAAAGAGAGCUUCAUCCACACGCCUGCCCUGCAUCUCCUCCUCUUUACAGCCAACAACCUUGAGUCUAUAAACGAGGACGCUUUCCUUGGUCUUCCACAUCUGGAGUAUCUGUUCAUCGAAAACAACCAAAUCAAGUCGAUAUCACCACAUGCUUUCCGCGGACUGAAAACCUUAGUGCAUCUGAGUCUGGCCUACAAUAAUCUGGAGACUCUGCCCAAAGAUUUGUUCAAGGGUCUCGAGGCCUUGACAAAAGUAGACUUGCGUGGGAACCAGUUCACCUGUGACUGUAAGCUCAAGUGGUUGGUGGAAUGGAUAUACAGCACCAAUGCCACAGUGGACCAGAUUUACUGUAAAGGCCCAGCCUCACAGCUGGACAAGAGGAUCAACGAUCUGGUGCCACAGUCCUUCGACUGCAUCACCACAGAGUUUGACUCCUACCAGUCCCUGAAGUUUGAGUCCAUAUCGGUAGAGGCAUUUUCCUUUGAGAAUGACCAGUAUGUGGUGUUCGCUCAGCCCUUCAUUGGGAAAUGCAGCUUUCUGGAGUGGGAUCAUGUGGAGAUGGUCUUCAGAAACUUUGACGAUAUUGACAGCACGUCCACAGUGAUUUGCAAACCGCUGGUCAUUGACAACCAGCUCUUUAUCAUUGUGGCUCAGCUUUUUGGUGGCUCACACAUCUAUAAGCGUGACACCUCCGCAAAUAAAUUCAUCAAGCUUCAAGGCAUUGACAUCCUCAGAAUCCGCAAACCCAACGAUGUCGAGACUUUCCGCAUCGACGGAGAAUCUUUCUUCGUCAUAGCAGACAGCUCCAAGGCUGGCUCCACCACCAUCUACAAGUGGAACGGUAAUGGCUUCUACUCUCACCAGUCACUCCAUCCGUGGUACCGGGACACUGAUGUGGAGUACAUGGAGAUUUCCUCGAAACCUCACCUGAUCCUGUCCAGCAGCUCCCAGAGGCCGGUCAUCUACCAGUGGAACAAAAGCACCAAGCUGUUUGACAGACGAACCGACAUCCCGGAGAUGGAGGACGUCUAUGCCGUGAAGCAUUUCCAGGUCAAAUCCGACCUCUUCAUCUGCCUGACGCGCUUCAUCGGUGACUCCAAAGUGAUGCGCUGGGACGGGGCCCUCUUUAGAGAAUUGCAGACCAUGCCGUCUCGCGGCUCCAUGGUGUUCCAGCCCUUCGCUGUGGGCAGCUGGCAGUACGCCAUCCUGGGCAGCGAUUACUCUUUCACCCAGGUGUACCGCUGGGAUGCCAAGAAGGGCGAGUUUGUCCAUUUCCAGGAGCUGAACAUCCAGGCGCCGAGAGCCUUCUCCCCAGUCUCCAUAGACAACCGGCAGUUCCUGCUGGCCUCCAGUUUCAAAGGGAAAACUCAGAUCUAUGAGCACCUAGUCAUUGAUCUGAGCAAUUGAGUGAUUGUUUUUUUUUUCUUUUUUUUUUUUCGCUGAUUGAUAGGUUAUUGUUGACUUUAGUGUUGUUUGUGUUUAAAGAAGGCUGUUGCAGCAGACACAGUGCUGAACAACACUGAGGGUGAUCAUCAGUUGAUCCUAACUUGAGAAAGGCAGGCAUUACUCUCACGUCCAUCGAAAUCGGUGCAUGGUAAAUGUAUGUAUGUAAUGCAUGUAUCUCAACCAAGUAUAUUUGGCUGAGAUGCGUGUAGAGUUCAAUGGAUCUCAAGUUAGGAUUAGACCCAAGAUGUUGUCAAGACAUUCAUGCAUGACCAGUGCCUCACUCAGGCCAUCCCCCCCUGAUGAAUGCAACAUCCAUGCUCAUUAAUCCAGUGAAUCUUGCAAUGGCCAGUAGAGUGUUUUUUUGUGUUCAACCAUUCAUGUGGCUCAACAAAGUUUAUACAUUUGUAAUCUCAUAUAUUUAUCUACAGAAAGUAAUAAUGAAAUGGUACUUUUUAACCUAUCAACAUGUUUAACUGAACAAAUCUGCCAAAACAAAAUGUUUACAUUUUUCUGUCUUUCCACUUGUUCGCUAAUAGAUUUGUAAAUUAAGCUUUUGUAAGAGGGACCAAGCCAGUUAGAUAAAUAUUUGUUAAGGAGAAUGAUUUCAAAUUAUGUUUAUAAUUUCGAAAAUAUUAACAGAGACAUUGUGUGAAUCUACCUGUGUAUCCUUGCAACUUACAUUUUUAUCAUUAAUGGUUUGUAUAAUGUUUAAAGUAUUGACAAAUACAGUUUUUCAUAAGAAGUACGGGAAACAUUUUGGGGACACUUGGAACUAUUUUCACACUCUUAAGGAACUGCAAUGAAAAACUGAGGAUGUUGCUCAUAAUGCUUUACCUUUGACUAACAUUUACGCAAAAUACAUCAGUUGUUUCAUGAUUAGGAUUAAGUUAUUGACUAAUAUCAUGCUAUUUAGAGUCAAUAAAGGUUUACAUCAUUAACUGUUCUCAUCUGAGCUCCCUGCUGGUACUGUGCAGCAUGACAUGGCUUCAGUGCGAAGUGUCGACACACGGUCCUCAAAGCGAAAACAACACACACUAACACAUCUACUUCAU
Messenger RNA from Xiphias gladius (swordfish), 2811 nucleotides. It is a transcript of the gene lgi1a, whose product is annotated as leucine-rich, glioma inactivated 1a. NCBI's taxonomy places the organism in Eukaryota, Metazoa, Chordata, Actinopteri, Istiophoriformes, Xiphiidae. The transcript has 8 exons. The record is from RefSeq and is a predicted model, not a curated record. Gene Ontology annotation, molecular function: protein binding. The coding region runs from base 83 to 1720 and encodes 545 amino acids. Gene Ontology annotation, biological process: myelination.